ACAGAAACCAUUUCAAUUUUGACAUUCCAACUUAUCCCUUGCGAUCGAACAAAAAGAGUCUUCUUCUUCGUCCUCGUCGUCGUCAUGGGUGACGGAAGUGGGAGCCGGUGGAGCAGGGCGGAGUGGGUGCAACAGUACGAUCUGUUAGGUAAAAUCGGCGAAGGCACUUAUGGCCUCGUUUUUCUUGCAAGAACCAAAACCCCCUCUCCCUCCAAAUCAAUAGCUAUCAAGAAGUUCAAGCAGUCCAAGGACGGCGAUGGGGUCUCCCCCACCGCCAUCCGAGAAAUCAUGUUGUUGAGGGAGAUUACGCACGAGAACGUCGUCAAGCUCGUUAAUGUCCACAUCAACCACGCCGACAUGUCGCUCUACCUCGCCUUCGAUUACGCCGAGCACGAUCUUUACGAAAUUAUUAGGCAUCACAGGGACAAACUCAACCAUUCUAUUAAUCAAUACACGGUUAAGUCUUUACUCUGGCAGUUGCUCAAUGGAUUAAGUUAUCUGCACAGUAAUUGGAUGAUACAUCGAGAUUUGAAGCCAUCAAAUAUAUUGGUUAUGGGCGAAGGAGAGGAACAUGGAGUUGUUAAGAUUGCUGACUUUGGACUUGCAAGGAUAUAUCAAGCUCCUCUGAAGCCACUAUCUGAUAAUGGGGUUGUUGUAACUAUUUGGUAUCGUGCACCUGAGUUGCUUCUUGGAGCAAAACACUAUACCAGUGCUGUUGAUAUGUGGGCUGUGGGAUGCAUUUUUGCGGAGUUGUUGACCUUGAAGCCACUAUUUCAAGGGGCAGAAGUUAAAGCUACAUCAAAUCCCUUUCAGCUUGACCAACUUGACAAGAUAUUUAAGGUUUUAGGCCAUCCCACAUUAGAGAAGUGGCCUUCGUUGGCAAGUCUUCCACAUUGGCAACAGGACGUGCAACAUAUACAAGGACACAAAUAUGACAACACCGGUCUCUAUAAUGUUGUGCACCUAUCUACAAAAAGUCCUGCAUACGACCUCCUGUCAAAGAUGCUUGAAUAUGAUCCUCGGAAGCGUAUAACAGCAGCACAAGCUUUGGAGCAUGAGUAUUUCAAAAUCGAACCAUUACCUGGACGGAAUGCUCUUGUACCAUGUCAACUUGGAGAGAAAAUUGUAAAUUAUCCAACUCGUCCAGUGGACAACACAACUGAUCUUGAAGGGACGACCAAUCUGCCGCCUUCACAAGCGAUAAGGGAACUGCUUGGAGAAAAUGUAGGUGAUAGUUAACAUUAAUAAAGUUCAAUUAGAUGGUGCCAUGAUGUUUAUGAACAAUUUCAAUGGUUUUGCUAUGUUCGGUAGAACAUAGUUGCCUUUGUGUACCAGUUCGUGACAAUUCUAAAAGUCUAAUGUGAACAAGUUGUUCGAAUCAUAUAUGGAUUGGUAAUGACAAGUCAUAGUUGGUAUUAAUGACUAUUGUGAACAAGCCGUACUUGAAAACUUUUAGAUGUUAUAUUAUAUUACAAAAGUUGUACACAUGAAAAAUAACAACCUAAUUAUGUAACGAGUUAUCUGCAUAAUAUACAUCUUAGCUAUAUUAUUUAAUUAGAUAAUUAGUAAGCCUUUAGAAUUUUUAAAAAAUAUUUGAAGUAAAAUUAUGUAAAUAUAGAUAUGUUUGAGUAAACUUCAUAAACUUUUAGGAAAAGAAAUAAAUAAAAUAAGUUUUUCCCAAAGCUAAAUUAACUCAUGCAUAAGUUAAAAAUAAGCUUUUAGAAAAGCUAAUAUGAGAGAAUUUCUAUAAAUUAACUUAUGCACUUGUUACUUUUAGCUUUGGAAGGAACUUGUGUUUUUAUUUUCUUCUAGAACUGUUUUUAUAGAAGUUUAUUCAAACAAAUCCUAUGUCAUAUACAACUUGCAUAAUAUGUUUAGUUAACAACUCUAGAUGUCAUACACUACAUAUAUAACACACAUAUUUGUUAAUAUAAAUUAUGUAAGUCGUAACUAUAUAAUUGCUUUAAUACUAAUAUUUAUUAACGAACUCAAAUAUUACAACCAAAAUUUGAAAAUAAAGUUCAUUAAUUUACAUGAUUAGCUUGGUUAUGCUCCACAAUGAGGGAUCUUUAAACCAAAUCAUGCUCAUCAUAUAAACGUAAAUUUUAUUGUCAUAUUGUGGUUGUGAUAUUUUUAAUUUAUAAAUAUAAAAUAAGGCCUUAAAAGUAUGAAUAGUUAUUCAUAGGGUAUUUUUUGAUCCAUCUAUUUUAAUCAACACAAUAACACAAUUACAAUUAAGAUAGCCUGUACUUCCUACUAAGGUUUCAACAAGAGUUUGUCCAGCUGAAUUUAUCCAUGACAUGCCUGAAAAUGAACUUGUUGAUAUUCAUCCAUAACUGCUCUUAGUUAAAAUAGGGUCAUUAUGUGCAGCCUUACUUUUGCAUAUGCAAGGAGACUACUUCUGGAUUCAAAGCUUUACCUUUGAUGACCACAACUUGUCAUCAAAGCAACUUUAGUGCUAUACUAGGGCACACCCUUAAGUUUGGUAGCUAAAGUUUGAAUAAAAUCUAACUCGUGAGCAUCAUCAUUCUGUUUGUAAGUUUCAACCGCUCACAGACUUGUGAAAUAUGUACAAUUUCUCCUCGAACUAUCAACCACAAGCUUUUUUGUUUUCUUUCAACAUUUUUGUGCAGUGUUUUAAAUCCUGGACAGUGGGGCAUAGCUCAGCUGCCAUUGAAAACACUAUUAUGGGAUAGCCACCAUAUGCAUAUAAAUUCUAGAAAAUGAUAAAGACUACUCGAAAUUCAUAAUAUUCAUGAGAAGUAACAGUUGCCUUAAACAGAACAUACAUAUAACAAGUCAAAUACAAGUUUGCUAGAUAGAAAUUGUUGGAAGUUUCACAUUAACUAGAGAUAUUGUAAAAAGUAUAGUAUAUUAGUGAGUAGAAAUCUCAUCUUGAAUUCCCACAUUUUCUAAGAUGGUGGUAGAGCCUAUCAUAGUAAGGUUUGUUGAGCUUAUUGUCUCACCUGUUAUCAAACAACCACACAAAUAUCUAGUUCCAUGCUUGAGACAUCUAUUCCUCGAUGUGAGGGAGUGGGUUGAGGAUUCUAUAUCGACUAGAGAUAUGCUAAAUUUAUUAUAUUAGUGGGGACAAACUUCACUUUCCUUGGUUUUAGAGAUUGGAUUAGACUUAAAGUCCACUUUCUGAAGUGGUAUCAAAGAGUAUCCCAACAAGGUUUGUUUACCUAAAAUAUUUAGUCUCAUGUUUGAGACAAUGAGUCUUGGGCAUUGGCAAAAUGGAGUGUUACGAUCACUUAUCUUUAUCAUUUUCACUGUUUAUCAGUGCUGUAGAUUUCAUUUUUGGAAAUGAAAUCUAAAAAAUAGCCUCCUAAAGAAGAAACAUUCUCUUUACUCAGAGGGCUUUUUUGAAAUCAACGGACACUCCUAUCUCUUCUGCUAUGGCAGGUCUUCACUAUUUGGUCUCUAUGGGUGCAUUAAACUGAUCUGCUAUGGUGGCCACAAUAGCAGCCAGGGUGCUUCCCUACACAGUUAAAAUGUACUAAUUAAAACUCUUUUAAUCAGCAUCUUGUGUUUGCUGUUUUGCACAUAAACAUGAAAGUUUUUGAAAAGACGAUUCCUUUUCUCUGCACCUGAGUGUGAAUAUUUAAUAACAAGACAGUUUUUGUUUUGUUUUAGACAUAUUUUGUCCACAUAUCAAGUGGUUGGCAUGAGAACAUUUGAGUCUACUAAAGUUGACUGUUAAAUU
Molecule: messenger RNA, 3706 nt
Organism: Vigna unguiculata (cowpea)
Lineage: Eukaryota; Viridiplantae; Streptophyta; Magnoliopsida; Fabales; Fabaceae
Gene: CDKE;1
Product: cyclin-dependent kinase E;1
Biological process (GO): protein phosphorylation
Cellular component (GO): nucleus; mediator complex
Molecular function (GO): ATP binding; protein serine/threonine kinase activity
Source: RefSeq, a predicted model, not a curated record